GUUUUAUGACCCCACAAUCCCUUUCUUUUCGCCAAAUUCCACAAAUUCCUGUUACUAACCUAAUUUUUCACUGCACACGAUGCCAAUUCCGAACGUGUCGAAAUGCACACGGACGUGACUUUAAUGCACCUUUUACUGGCGUAAUUACCUGAAACAUGAAGCAAGAUCUAUAAAUAAGUGGGAGAGUUUGGUAGCUUGAAAGCUUUUGGUCUCGCUGCUCAUCUUCAGGAACUUGCAGCUGUUUGUGUCACCAUGAGGUUAGUGCUUCAGCAGCUGCUCCUUUCGUGCUUUCAACAAUAGUCCACACACACACACACACACACACAUAUAUAUAUACACUAAAGACGUUUUGCUUACAUGUCAGUCUGGUCAGUUUUCCCCUGAAGUGUGGAGCAUCAGCCUGGAGAUGGGUCACGCAGGAGGAUCUCUGCUUUUGGGGAUUUUUCUUCUUCUAAUCGGUCUAGGUCCAGGUCAGUGCUCUCCUGACGAGACAAGACUGGUGAAGGAUCUGUUUAAGGGCUAUAACAAGGUGGUCCGGCCCGUCAGCCACUUCAGGGACGCAGUAGUGGUGACUGUCGGGCUGCAGCUCAUCCAGCUCAUCAAUGUGGAUGAAGUUAAUCAGAUCGUCACCACUAACGUGCGUGUCAAGCAGCAAUGGAAGGAUGUCAAUCUUAUUUGGAAUCCAGACGACUACGGAGGAAUCAGGAAGAUUCGGAUUCCCUCCAGGGACAUCUGGAAACCAGAUUUAGUGCUCUACAACAAUGCAAAUGGAAACUUCGCCAUCGUGCACGAGACGAAGGUCAUGCUGGAACACACCGGGCAGAUCACGUGGAAUCCUCCAGCCAUCUUUAAGAGCUACUGUGAGAUCGUCGUCGUUUAUUUUCCAUUCGACCUGCAGAAUUGCAGCAUGAAGCUCGGCAUUUGGACCUACGAAGGCCACCUGGUUGUCAUUAACCCGGACAGCGAUCGUCCGGACCUCAGUAACUUCAUGGAGAGCGGCGAGUGGGUGAUGAAGGACUACCGGAGCUGGAAACACUGGGUUAACUACGCAUGCUGCCCAAACAGACCAUACCUGGACAUCACCUAUCACUUCCUGAUGCUCAGACUGCCGCUGUACUUCAUCGUCAACGUCAUCAUCCCCUGUAUGCUCUUCUCCUUCCUCACCGGUCUCGUCUUCUACCUGCCCACCGACUCUGGUGAGAAGAUGACCCUGAGCAUCUCUGUCCUGCUGUCUCUGACCGUCUUCCUCCUGGUGAUCGUCGAGCUGAUCCCGUCCACCUCCAGCGCCGUGCCGCUCAUCGGCAAAUACAUGCUCUUCACCAUGAUCCUCGUCAUCACCUCCAUCAUCAUCACUGUCAUCGUCAUCAACACGCACCACCGCUCUCCCAGCACGCACACCAUGCCUCCUUGGGUCCGCAAGAUCUUCAUCGACACCAUUCCAAACUUCAUGUUCUUCUCCUCCAUGAAGCGGCCGUCUCAGGAGCGGAAAGUCAAACGGCCUUUGCAAGUCGACCUCGACAUCUCGGACAUCUCUGGAAAACCGGUGCCUACGUCCGUCACAUUCCAGUCACCCAUCAUCAAAAACCCGGACGUUCAGGGCGCCAUUGACGGUGUCAAGUACAUCGCUGAUACCAUGAGGAGUGAUGAAGAGUCCAACCAUGCUGCUGCGGAGUGGAAAUUUGUGGCCAUGGUGCUGGAUCACAUUCUGCUCUGCGUCUUCAUGGCUGUGUGUAUCGUUGGCACGGUCGGAGUCUUCGCCGGACGCCUCAUCGAGCUCAACAUGCUGUGAGAAGGACACUGACUUGAGGCCGGAAGUUAAGCCAGGGGCUGGAGUUUAGCACCGGCUCCCCGUCUUACAGUGGUGUGCUGGGCCACACGGGCACCGAGGUCUGCUCGGAUUGGAUGCUAAAGGCACGUUAAGUUUGGUUUACUGACAAAAGCUCAGAUAAUAAUGAUAAUAAUGAUAAUAAUUUUCUUGAACUGAAACAUAUUUCCAGGAAAAAUCCACCCUGAACGCUGCCAAUCUUGUUUUAUAUACAUUGUCAUGAUCUUUAAGUGCGUCCACACUUUUCAUCUGUAAUGGCAACCUUGAGAAACCUUGUGUUUUUUAGUUUAAAUGUCUUUCAGGGUGAACCCUCGCUUCAUUUUUUAAUCUGCACUUGUACACGAUGCAGCAGCGCUACACCUCUCACCCCUCCUUACACUCGUCAUCUCAUAAAGAACCGGUCUAAAGUUUGGACACACCUUCUAUUUUUUUGGUUCCGUUACUUAAUACUAAAGAUUUCAAAUCUAUGAAAUAACACAUAAAGGAAUUAUUUAAACCCAUCAAGCUCUAUGAUGAACCAUCUCUCAUGAAGACCUUCCCACGUACCUCUGCUGCAGAGAAGUUCAUUCUGUUACCAGCCUCAGAAAUCACCAAUUAACAAACAGCACCUCAUUAAAGCCAUAAAAAAGAAAUUUAAAAAAUCAGGAAAGACCAUGGAGUUAAAAGGGGUGUACAAACUUUUGAGCGGUAGCAAAGUCCACAAAUUCACCUUAUAUACUGUUGCAUUAUAUAAAUGAACUUUCACUAGUAAGUUUCCACCACUUCUUUUUUCUAUUAGACUACCUUCUCAAAGGAUUUGAGAAAAACAGCACAAACUGCUAAACGUGAGGGCUGAACAAAAAGGAUGUUUUUAAAUUUAAAUCUAAAAGUAAUGCAAAAGUUGUCAGAACUUUCUUUUAAAUACCUGACAUACACUAUAUGGACAAAGGUUUUUGGCCAGACCUGCAAUGACAUUGUAUCCAAGUUCAUCUACUUCAAUAUGGAGUCGGUCCCCUUUUGCAGCUAGAACAGAUUCCACUCUUCUUGAAAGGCCCUCCACAAGAUUUAGGAGGGUUUCUGUGGGAAUUCAUGCCCAUUCAUUCUGCAAUUAUGAGCUCAGGCACUGAUGUUGGAAGAGAAGGCCUGGAUGCCUGGCUCACAAUCUCUGUUCCAGUUCAUCCCAAAGGGGCUCAAUGGGGUUGAGGUCAGGGCUCUGUGUUAGGGCCGGUCGAGUUCUUCCACACCGAAACCGAACUCAAUAAACCUUGUCUUUAUAAAAGUUGUGGACUGGCGCACAUUCAUGUUGGAAUGGAAAAGGGAAUUCACCAAACUCUCGCCAAAAAGUUGGAAGCAUAGCAUUGUCCAAGAUGUCUUGGUAUACUGAAGCAUUAAGAUUGUCCUUCACUGGCGAUAAGGGGUCUGAUUGAUUGAUUGAAACACAUGUUCACACAACACACAAUUCAAUAAUUAACAGGUUUAAACAAAUACCUUUGCCCACAUAGUGUAGGUGGUUGAAAUUGGACAUGUUGGUAGACGCUUCCUCUAUACUAAGGUCCUACAGUACUUAUCAUAGUCUCCAUCACAAAUGAUGCAUUUGCGCUACUGUCAAGCCCAACUCUCGAAUCCUCUUUGGAAAUCCCCUUUGUCAUAGUUCGAUCUGCAUCAUUUGCUUUCAAUGCUGAUUUCCCCUUCUUUUAACUUCAUCAUCCAUCCAUCUGUGAACUUCGCUCAUCAAGUCUUACUCUAUCAACAUGUGCAAUUUGAACAACUUGCAUCAGUUAAUAAAAAAGUUCUGCCCAUGUCUGCAUGACUUUCCGUACAGCCGUCGUACUCCAACGUAAAUGAGUUUUAAGCGUUUUUCUUAAAUUGUGAAAUGGCGUUUUUUUCUCGUGGUUUGGUCUGAUUGGCAUCAGUUUGAUUUAUCAGAAGUCCUUGGUAAUGCUUCGACCACAGAUUCGUCACAUGUUCAGUCUGUGCCGAGAAAAAUGAAGAUGUCUGAAGCAGCACAGGAGUCUGCUUUGUGAUGAUUUACUGUGUAAAAGGGUUUCUUGUUGGUCUGGUUGGAGGAUUCACAGGCGAUGCACAAUAACUGAUGAUGAUGAUGUGUUUUUCCUACAAAAGUGUUUAUUUUACUUAUUUUAAAUUGUUUUUUUUUUCCCUACAAAAUCAUUGACGUGACUGAGUUCUGUGAUGAAACAAAAACUGCAAAAUGAAAGCCUUAAGAUUUUGGGGAAACUGUAUUUCUUUCUGCAAAACAGUUAACAUGACAAUGAGAGCAGGGAGUUUAUUUUUUUAUUCCGUGCUUUUGAGUUUGCAUCGAGAUAUUGUAUUUUAUUAACUUUUUAUACUCAUCACUAAAAACAGAAUUGAAGAAAUUUCUUUUUUUUCUUUCUUUCUUUUUCUUCUUUCUGUCUGUUAAAGACUCUAAUCGCAGAACUCCACACGUGUACACUCCAGAAUGAAACCUUCCACUGUGUAAUGAGCAUUAUUUGAUUAUCAUAUGAUUUGAUUUAACUUGUGUCAUUAAUGCAGAUUUGAAAGUGUGUUUUAAUAGUUUUUUUUUCCCUUUGAUUAUGAGCUUGCGAGCCUUUUUUUUUUUUAACAGCUUCUUUGUUUUCACAAAAGUGUGUGGACUGAUUUGAUGACAUUUUUCUACCAUUUGUGAUGAUUUGUGUAUUUCCUGUUGGUGUUGCAUGCAAAACAUGGCAACAGCAGAGCCUUUGUAUUGUCAUAUGAAGUAUAGUUAGACAUCAAUGACUUCUCUGACUUUUAAAGGUAAACACAGGUUUGUAGCUUAAAUCACUUUAAUAUGUGAAUGAAUAAAACCCUUUUUUCACCUAACGUGUGGUAUAAAUUGUUUUAACAUGUUUAUGUUUGUUCUAUUUCAGUUUUGCAAUAAAUGAUUGUCUUAA
Messenger RNA from Clarias gariepinus (North African catfish), 4716 nucleotides. It is a transcript of the gene chrna1, whose product is annotated as cholinergic receptor, nicotinic, alpha 1 (muscle). Gene Ontology annotation, cellular component: postsynaptic membrane; synapse; neuron projection. Gene Ontology annotation, molecular function: acetylcholine-gated monoatomic cation-selective channel activity; transmembrane signaling receptor activity. Lineage: Eukaryota; Metazoa; Chordata; Actinopteri; Siluriformes; Clariidae. The record is from RefSeq and is a predicted model, not a curated record. Gene Ontology annotation, biological process: chemical synaptic transmission; signal transduction; regulation of membrane potential. The coding region runs from base 407 to 1789 and encodes 460 amino acids. The transcript is spliced from 9 exons.